Branchiostoma belcheri (Belcher's lancelet) is the source of this 732-nucleotide messenger RNA. RefSeq names its product transmembrane emp24 domain-containing protein 6-like. Gene Ontology annotation, biological process: intracellular protein transport; Golgi organization; endoplasmic reticulum to Golgi vesicle-mediated transport. NCBI's taxonomy places the organism in Eukaryota, Metazoa, Chordata, Leptocardii, Amphioxiformes, Branchiostomatidae. Gene Ontology annotation, cellular component: Golgi apparatus; endoplasmic reticulum; endoplasmic reticulum-Golgi intermediate compartment. Bases 1 to 732 code for a protein of 243 amino acids. The record is from RefSeq and is a predicted model, not a curated record. The transcript has 5 exons.
AUGGCAGGGACUCGGGCAGUUUUAUUACUUUUUCUCUUGUUGGGUUGUAAAGCGGACGACACGGACCCGGGGACUAGAGAGGACGAGUGGGACCCUGAUACCAUGCCGGGAACCAACUUUGAUUUUACCGUGCACAUCGCACCGCGGACUGAGGAGUGUUUUUAUCAGUACGCACGUGUGGGAGCUAGGAUGGCUAUACAGUACCACGUUAUCAACACCGGAAUAGGUGUGGCCAGUAAGGACAGGACCAUCACACUACGCGUGGUCGGGCCGAGGGGAAAACCUUUGAAAAGAGAAUUCCUCAAGGAAGAGGGGGAAGAUGAUUACGUCAUUGAAAAGGCUGGUGCGUACCAGAUCUGUCUGUCUAACGGCCACAGCCGGUACAUCAGUAAGAUGGUUUAUCUGUUCGUCAGCGUCUCCUACAAGGAAGAUUGGGACCAGUACAGCCAGGUCCUGGCAGAGAAUGUGGAGUCUAUGCAGUCCCUUGGCAACUUAACUCACACGAUGGCCAUGGUCCGUAACCGAGUUAACUACAUGCUGAGUUUCCAGAACUACAACCGGUGGCAUUUUGCUAAAGACUUCCGCAUGGCAAAAAUCAGCAACUUCUACGUGCAGUUCUGGUCUAUUCUGCAGUGUGUCGUUAUUAUCGGGUGCGCAUUCUUCCAAGUGUACUUCGUAAAAAAGCUGUUUAACGUCAAGACUCUGACGCCAACCAACAAGCCGAGAUGUUGA